UCAAAGAGAAAAAGGCCCCCUCGGAUUUCAGGGUCCGCACAGAACAGGAAGAGCGCCUAUUGACACGUCUUUGAUCCUCGCCUCCUGCGCCCUUUCUUUGUUUCUGGCGUUCUAAAACUUGCUACUCGACGUUCCAUCCGUCGAACAUUCGCAGCCUUUUCGAAUUCACGCCCACGGUGCGGUGUAAUCUCUUUAGCUUCCUACAAUGACAUUGGUCGGGUAAAGGUUGUGAGCACAGAAACUUCAAGGGCUGAUCAUACUGGGGAGCUAGUCAGCGUUGCGCGUGCGCGACAUUUGAGCUUCAAGGGGCGUGGAAUUUGUGAGGCUGGAAAAAUAGCGCUGGUCCUGAAAGAAGGCGGAAAACGGUUAAAAAACAAAACAACCACGCACGCAAACAGGUAGAUGGAUGGAGGCAGUGUUGUUCAGGGGAUGGAGCAAGCGACCCCGGAGGACAGGACGCUGGAGCGGCAGCCACAGCCUUCCGAGGAGGAGGAAGAGAAGCAGCGGGAAUUGUUGGAGAAACACCGGAAGUGCCUGUGUUCGGAAUUUGCUUCCGUCAGCGGCAGUGAUACAGCUAUUGCUCAGUGCUACCUGGCAGAGAAUGAGUGGGAUAUGCAAAGGGCACUGAAUUCUUAUUUUGAGCCGCCCCUUGAGGAGCAACAUGUGGAGCGACAUACUCUUCCAGUGGUAGAGAGCCUUGUUGACCUAACUGAUGAUUCGACUACUGAUAGUGUAGCUGCUGCUGUAAAAGAGGCUGGUCUUGGCUCACGAGAAGAUGACAGCACGUUUUCUUUAAUUACCUGGAAUAUAGAUGGCCUGGAUUUGAAUAAUAUGCAAGACAGGGCACGAGGAAUCUGUUCUUAUAUAGCUUUGUACAAUCCAGACGUCGUAUUUUUACAGGAGGUUAUUCCUCCAGUUUUUAACUAUCUACAGAAGAGAGCUGUCAGUUACACAAUUAUUCCAGGUAAUACGGAUGGUUAUUUUACUGUCAUAUUGAUUAAAAAAUCAAGAGUGAGAGUUCUAAAACAUGAAAUAACGCCUUUCCCUACAACCUCCAUGAUGAGAAAUUUAUUAGCAGUACAUGCAACCAUAUCUGGCAAUGAGCUCUGCCUUAUGACUUCCCAUCUGGAGAGCACUAAGAAUCAUAGUGAAGAACGCUUAAAUCAGUUGAAACUGGUGCUUGCAAAAAUGAUGGAGGUCCCUGAGUCCACUACCGUGAUCUUUGGAGGAGAUACAAAUCUGAGAGACAAAGAGGUUGCUAAACUAGGUGGCUUGCCUAAUAACGUUUUAGACAUUUGGGAAUUCUUGGGCAAGCCAGAACAUUGCUGCUACACAUGGGACACAAGCCAAAACACUAACUUGGAUGCACGUUACAAGUGCAAGUUGAGGUUUGACCGCCUCUUCCUCCGAGCUGCUUCUGCUGGUGGACAAAUUAUUCCUCAGAGUUUGGAUUUAAUUGGGCUGGAAAAACUAGACUGUGGCAGAUUUCCUAGUGAUCAUUGGGGUCUGCUUUGCAAUUUUGCUGUGAUACUGUAACAAAAAAGCGUUUUAAGGAUUUCCUUUUUAAAGACACCAUUCUAACUCUUCCUGAUUUCUCCCCACACAUUUUGCUAAAUUUUAAGCCGAUUGUAGGAUUUCUUGAGAUUCACACUCUCGGGAGAUAAUUUACUUAUUCAGUUGCUUCUGGAAUUCUUACCCAGUGGAAGGCCAGGAAAACACUUCAUCAUAUACUUCUUAAUUUCUUUCAACUUGUAUAUAGUCCAGGUUAUUUUUUUUAAGUAUUUAUGUCCUGUGCAAAAUAUGUUUUGAAAAAAAUGCAAAAUAUAUCAUUUUCACUCUCAAGUUAAAACAAUAAUUCCACAUAUCUAUGCAUCUUAUAUUGAGCAUAAUAAAGGUAGAUUUUAAGGAUGA
Molecule: messenger RNA, 1911 nt
Organism: Rhineura floridana
Lineage: Eukaryota; Metazoa; Chordata; Lepidosauria; Squamata; Rhineuridae
Gene: TDP2
Product: tyrosyl-DNA phosphodiesterase 2
Exons: 7
Coding region: 403-1536 (377 amino acids)
Biological process (GO): double-strand break repair
Cellular component (GO): PML body; cytoplasm
Molecular function (GO): 5'-tyrosyl-DNA phosphodiesterase activity; protein binding; single-stranded DNA binding
Source: RefSeq, a predicted model, not a curated record